Molecule: messenger RNA, 1683 nt
Organism: Pochonia chlamydosporia 170
Lineage: Eukaryota; Fungi; Ascomycota; Sordariomycetes; Hypocreales; Clavicipitaceae
Exons: 7
Coding region: 1-1683 (560 amino acids)
Source: RefSeq, a predicted model, not a curated record
AUGGCUCAACUACAGAGACUACUGUGUGUUUUGGCCAUUGUAUAUCGUGCUAGUGCCAAACCAUUCCCUGAUAUCGGUACAACAAUUCAACCAGCACCCACGCAAUCACAGCCUCCCACAAUCACAAACUGCGGCACCGCCAUCUUCCCUCCAGUAGUAGUGCAGCAAUACGAAGGCCUCUCCACGAAUUCCGCCCUACAAUGUCAAUGCCUCAAUAGCCUCAACAGCUGGAUCUCUGAUCCUAACGCUCCAACACGAACCCUAACAAGAUAUAUCGGCACCGGCCUGACCACUAUCACCUCAACUGUUAGCGGCAGUGCCACGACAAUCACCAAGGCCGUAAUACAGACAGAUAUCGAGACCGUAACGGAUAAUUUCAUUGUACCCGCUACAAAUUUGUGGUACGGGUCCGCCAAGCCACCUUGUUGUUACAGUUGUACUGUCGCAGCGUCAACCGUUGACCUAUUCUUUUGGCCCCAAGCGAGCGAAACUGCCUCCGUCACAUCAUUCGUUUCCAACGGAUUCACAUAUCAAUCACCGUCUGUGUACAUCGGUUUUUCGUCCCUCUCCGCCAUCGACUUUUGCGGCCAAGUCGGCAAAGCAUAUGUGAACACCACCGUAGCAUUCAACCCAGAGGAGCUAUCUACUAUCGCUUUCUCAGUGGUAGCCGCUCCGCCAGUCACACUUUCAGCGACCUUUGCCAACGGAUCGACCAUGUUCACAACAUCGACUCCCACACAGUUCACUGCUACUGGCUCAGCACCACUCAACUAUCGCGACUUGGAGAGAAACUGCUCCACCAUUUCGGGAUAUACGUUUUUACCAGGAAACCCAUCCAAUGCUGGCAACAGAACCCCUGACCCUUGCCACCCCACGAUCGUGUUGCCCGAUAGAAUCAGAAGUUUGGACCCGGCGUGGGUAUCGUGUGUUGCCAAUGGUAUUGGAGGGUUCUAUGAUCCCCCCUCGGCCCUCAGCCCAGUAACAGCACCACCAGAGACCACUUCGCAACCUCCAGCAGUAACUACUUCGCUGGAUAACCCUUCUCCGGGGUCUUCAUCCGAUCCUACCACUCCAGCUGCUACUCAAAUUCUUACUGAUACCCCUUCUCCUCCACUGGUGACAUCUCAGACGACAUCUGCCGACAACCCUUCCCCUACAGGUGUUAACAAUAACAAUAAUCCUCCUCCAGCAUCACAGAGCAGCGGUUCACCUAACGGGAAUGGAAACGGAGACAUCGGCGGCACCUCUCCACCAGAUGGAUCUAACAAUGGCAAUGUUCCUCCGCCGGCCACCAGCGCGGAUCCCGGUAACGGUGUUUCUCCAUCUAACGGACCGGAAACAGGCAAUGGAGACAGUCCCGUCUCUAUUGUGAACCCCGACGGGGCAACCGCUUCGCCGAGCGAUGCGACACAAUCCGGUGUACCGCAGGAAUCCUCUAUAACUGUUUCCAGAGUCACCAUCAUUACCACCAGCUCUGCCGUUGGGCAAGACCCCGACGCUACUGGCAACUUAGGUCCGGAUGCUUCUAAUGGUUCAGUAGGCUCAAGUACUGGUGGUUCUCUAAAUGGAACUUCAUCCGGGACACCUACCGUGGUUAGGAGCGGAGCUUGUCCUCCAACGAAGGGGUUGAUGUUGGCAACAAGUCUUGUUGCUGCUACAUUACUUAUCAUGUUCUUUAAUUAG